AUGGGGGGGGGGGUCGUGGACGGACGAGAUGGGGGCUUUGAGGACCCUCGGGGCGGAACCCCCAAAGCGGUCCCCGCAGAUCUAGGGGAGGCCUUGAGGCUGGCCCCGCCUCACGGACCCCACGCGGGUCUCCAGUCGUGUGGGGGGGUGGCGCUGCGGGCGCGGGCGGGCGCCGCGCGCACUGCGGUCUCCGCGCAUCCGCCGCAGAGCGCGCCCCGCUCCGCACGCACCUGCCACCGCGCCCGCCCGCCCGCCCGCCCGCGCCCCAGCCGCCCCCCGCGCCCCGCCAUCGCCGAGGUCGCCGCCGGAGCCGCCGAGCCGGGCAGCACCGAACCGAACCGAACCGAGCCGAACCGAGCGAGCGAGCGAGCCUGGCCGGGCGCGGGUGCCGCCGCAUCGGGCCUGCGCCUGGACGAGCUCUGCAAGGCGGCGGCGGCGCGGCGCGCGGCCGGGGACGCCAGGCUGGGGCAGCUCGGGCCUGCUCCAGGCCUCUCCGCCUCUCCAGCCUCCCGGCUCCUCUUCGUGCGGCCCCGGCGCAGGCUAGCUGCCUUCCUUGGGCACCCUGUCCUGGACCCAUGGCGCCCGCCUAGCCCCUGCCUGCCCGGAUGGCCCGGCCCGGGCGCUGCUGACCGCGGCUGCAGGGGGCCCGGCGCCCCCCACGCCCCCUCGCCAGCCGCGCCGGCUGGAGACCCUGGGUGA
Molecule: messenger RNA, 699 nt
Organism: Suncus etruscus (white-toothed pygmy shrew)
Lineage: Eukaryota; Metazoa; Chordata; Mammalia; Eulipotyphla; Soricidae
Product: basic proline-rich protein-like
Exons: 2
Coding region: 1-699 (232 amino acids)
Source: RefSeq, a predicted model, not a curated record